Molecule: messenger RNA, 1155 nt
Organism: Colius striatus (speckled mousebird)
Lineage: Eukaryota; Metazoa; Chordata; Aves; Coliiformes; Coliidae
Gene: VPS25
Product: vacuolar protein sorting 25 homolog
Exons: 6
Coding region: 102-626 (174 amino acids)
Biological process (GO): protein transport to vacuole involved in ubiquitin-dependent protein catabolic process via the multivesicular body sorting pathway
Cellular component (GO): ESCRT II complex
Molecular function (GO): structural molecule activity; protein homodimerization activity
Source: RefSeq, a predicted model, not a curated record
CGUGGCCUGCCGGGGGCGGAGCGUCGCGGCUCCGCCGGAACCGGGGCGGGCGGGAGGCGGCGGUUCCCGGGGCGGUUCCGGUAGCGGUUCCGGUAGCGGCGAUGAGCUUCGCGUGGCCGUGGCAGUACAGCUUCCCGCCCUUCUUCACGCUGCAGCCCAACGGCGAGACGCGGCAGAAGCAGCUCGCGGCCUGGUGCGCGCUGGCGCUCGCCUACAGCCAGCAGCACCGGCUGCCCGCCAUGACGGUGCGGGAGGCGCAGGACAGCCCGCUCUUCGCCAACACCCGCCUGCAGCGGAAGCUGCCGCUGGAAUCCAUCCAGGUGGUGCUGGAGGAGCUGCGCAAGAACGGGAACCUGGAGUGGUUAGAUAAGAACAAAACCAGUUUUCUCAUCAUGUGGAGAAGACCAGAAGAAUGGGGAAAGCUCAUCUAUCAGUGGGUGUCCAAGAAUGGCUUGACCAACUCUGUGUUCACUCUGUACGAGUUAACCAGUGGAGAUGACACAGAGAACGAAGAGUUCCAUGGCUUGGAUGAGACUAUGCUGCUGCGUGCCCUGCAGGCCUUGCAGCAAGAGCACAAGGCUGAAAUUAUCACGCUGGAUGAUGGCAGAGGUGUCAAGUUCUUCUGACAGGAACCCUCUCCCCUCCACUCUUCCCUGGCUGCUGAAGGGGUUCUUGCUCCGUGAAGGUUUGCUCUCCUGGCCUAGUUUCAAGCUGUGACUGCAAGCAGCAGGAUUUCCUGGGGCAAGGAGAAUCCAUGAAGCCUUCCAAAGACUUGACUUCUUAGAAAUACUCAGAGAUCCUCUGUCUUUUCUCCCUGUCGGUUGUGUUUGAGAGGCUAAAGCUGCUCUAGGCAGUUCUGAGAGGGACCACCCAGAAGCAAAACAAUGGGACUGGUCCUGCUACUGCCCCUGGUUCUUGUGAAGGCCACAGAGCAGUGUCUUUAGCUGGCUGGUUGUGCUUGGCUAGCAACACAUUUGGGCUUGGUCGUCCCUGCCCUGUUGCUGAGCGGGGUGACAGCAAGCACAAGGAUCUUGCUGUGACUGCUGUGCUGUAGAAGACCUCAAUGUCAGAAUGAUCUGUGCUUGCAGCAAGGCAAGCUUGGGGGAUGGAUGCCAAGGAGCUAAUUAGGAGUAAUUAAAAUGAGAUGUAUUUAUA